AUGAGUACGGCUGCGAGGGACGGGCGGACGCCGCGGACGCGCCUUGACGGGACGAGGGAGGGUGGGGAAAGGAAAAGACAGGACAGACGCGUGGGUGUGGUGGACGCGUCCUUGGAAGAAGAAAAGAGUGCUGGAUGGAAAAGUCGGCGAAUUUUUGUACGCGAGUGGGUGAGCAACUGGGCAGCAGCAGCUCCUCUCAGUUAUUCUGUCUGUCGUCAGGGCGCGCCGCGUAGCAUACAUCCAGGUCCGGCCAGCAACCGUAUAUUGCAAAUCCCAUUCACGCCGGCGGUCUUAGCGUUCUCCCAUCAUUCCGUUCUUUCCUUUUGUUCACUCUCCACCCCCAUAUUUCAUAUUCCAGACACUUUUCAGCAUCCCCGUGGUGCGCCUGCCACGCGCCGACAAACUCCGGAUCCUAUUCAGAUGGAGACGCGCAGGCGUUUCACAGAGUUUAACCUUCUGGCGAAUAGGCUUACCCUCGCUAACAAGAGAGGGUGGGCGACAACGCACACUCGUCGUACAGGACAGCCAAGGCGGAGGCGAGUUGCUGUCCGUGUCGGCGCGCGUUGUCAGCCUGCAGGCACAUCAUUCACGCUGCUAGUCAUUCUGAUCUCCCACCAUCGCUUUCUCCGUGAGGAUCCAGUCAAGCAGUACAGACGUGGAAAGCAUAUCUACAUAAACGUCUUAGACUAG
Molecule: messenger RNA, 690 nt
Organism: Fomitiporia mediterranea MF3/22
Lineage: Eukaryota; Fungi; Basidiomycota; Agaricomycetes; Hymenochaetales; Hymenochaetaceae
Exons: 2
Coding region: 1-690 (229 amino acids)
Source: RefSeq, a predicted model, not a curated record